Molecule: messenger RNA, 1503 nt
Organism: Penicillium expansum
Lineage: Eukaryota; Fungi; Ascomycota; Eurotiomycetes; Eurotiales; Aspergillaceae
Product: sugar porter family MFS transporter
Exons: 3
Coding region: 1-1503 (500 amino acids)
Biological process (GO): carbohydrate transport; transmembrane transport
Cellular component (GO): membrane
Molecular function (GO): carbohydrate:proton symporter activity
Source: RefSeq, a predicted model, not a curated record
AUGUUCGGGUACGACCAAGGCGUCGUCUCGAUAACCCUUACAAUGGACCAGUUUCUCGAGCGAUUUCCCGAGGUUGGCCCCAAUGCACCUGGUGCGGGAUUUCAGAAAGGAAUCCUCACUGCCAUGAUCGAGCUAGGCGCCUUCAUUGGAGCAAUGAAUCAGGGAUGGAUUGCCGACAAGAUCUCUCGAAAAUGGUCUAUCAUGGUUGCCGUGAUAAUCUUCCUCUUUGGUUCGGCUCUCCAAACUGGCGCUAUGAGUUUUGAAAUGCUUGUAGGCGCCCGGUUUGUCGGAGGUAUUGGUGUCGGUAUGCUGGCCAUGGUGGCACCUCUUUAUAUUUCUGAGAUCGCGCCCCCGGAGAUUCGUGGUACUUUGCUUGUUCUGCAGGAACUUUCUAUUGUUACUGCUAUUGUGAUUGCUUUCUAUAUCACAUAUGGUACAAGAUACAUUCCGAGUGAAUGGUCAUGGCGUCUUCCUUUCCUUAUUCAGAUGAUUCCUGCCGUAUUUCUUGGCGUCGGUAUUCCCUUCCUACCAUAUUCACCUCGUUGGCUCGCUGGUCGAGGCCGAGAUGAAGAAGCACUCCAGGUUCUCUGCAAGUUGCGCGGUGUCGACGCUACUGAUGAGCGCGUCAUCCGAGAGUGGGUUGAGAUUCGCUCCGAAGUGGCUUAUUGCAAAGAAGUGAGCAUCGUGAGACAUCCAAAGUGCCAGGAUGGAAGUUACACUAGCCGUGCUAUGCUUCAUGUCUGGAGCUAUCUCGACUGUUUCCGUAAAGGGUGUUGGAAGCGUACGCAUGUAGGUAUUGGACUGAUGUUCUUCCAGCAAUUCGGCGGGGUUAACGCCCUUAUCUACUACUCACCCAGUCUAUUCGCAGGAAUGGGUCUGAACUACGAGAUGCAACUCCACAUGUCCGGCGUCAUCAACAUCUGCCAGAUGCUAGCCUGUUUCUGGUCACUAUGGGGAAUGGAUAAGUUCGGCCGGAGGCCUCUGCUCUUUGGCGGUGCUGGUUGCAUGGUGAUUGCGCAUCUCAUCAUUGCUGUCCUGAUGAGCCAAUACCAAUCUAAUUGGCCUGCUCAUUCAACAGAGGGCUGGGUUUGCGUCGCUUUCCUGUGCUUCUUUAUGCUCACCUACGGAGCUACUUGGGGUCCCAUUCCUUGGGCUAUGCCUGCCGAGAUCUUCCCUUCCUCGCUACGUGCUAAGGGUAUGGCAUACUCCACAAUGUCGAACUGGCUCAACAACUUCAUCAUCGGGCUUAUUACUCCGCCGCUUGUGCAAAACACUGGGUAUGGGACUUACGCGUUCUUCUGUGUGUUUUGUGCACUAUCGUUUGUUUGGACGUGGCUUUUUGUUCCCGAGACAAAUGGGAAAACCUUGGAGGAAAUGGACUCUGUCUUUGGUGAUAAUACUUCAAGUGUGGAAACCGAACAGCGCGCGAGGAUUGAGGCUACAAUCUGGGCCCAUGCUGCGGGACGAUCUGAUGGACUCGAAGGGACUCAUCAAAUUACUUAG